Messenger RNA from Cherax quadricarinatus, 4809 nucleotides. Lineage: Eukaryota; Metazoa; Arthropoda; Malacostraca; Decapoda; Parastacidae. The record is from RefSeq and is a predicted model, not a curated record.
GUUUGGGGCGGUGCUGUUGCUGUUUCUCACUUAUCAUCUAUUUUCACCUUAUUUCGACAAACAUGAAGGCAGCAUUUAGCAAGAUAUUCGGCCGGAAGGAGACUAUCCCCCCCGAAUCUGAAAAUAUGGAUAUUUCUUCUCCUACCAUUGUCACACACAAUGUGCAUGUUACUUAUAAUGCCAAUACUCAGUCUUUUGAGGGCAUUCCUGAAGCCUGGAAAAAAAUGAUCGGAGGUGCUAUCACUGAAGAUGAAUUGGAGAGCAACCCAGCAGCUGCCAUAGCUGCAGUAAAGUUCUAUAAGUAUUCCAUACGACGGAAGGAGACGGAUGUCAAGUUGAUCCCGACUGAGGAAGUAAUCCAGGAAGAGUCUGAAGCUAUUGAACAUAUUUUUGAAACUGUUAAAGAAUCCAGUGAAAUAAUUGAGAACAAUACAUCGGCAGAUAAGGUACGAAUGAAGCAUUGCGGUAAAUUGACUGACGAACAGAUAAUGGGCCAUUUUAAGCAGAUUUGUUCCCCAAAGAACCCAGAAACAGUGUACGAGAGAGAUAAGGAGCUCGGUGCAGGAGCAUCUGGCACAGUGUUUAUAGCGCAGGAGAGGGCCAGUGGUCGCAAGGUGGCCGUCAAGGACAUUGAUCUGGACAAGCAGCCAAAGAAAGAACUCAUCCUCAAUGAAAUUCGAGUGAUGAAAGAAAUUCGGCAUGAAAAUCUGGUCAAUUUCCUCGAUGUAUUCCUCUUAAACAAUCACCUAUGGGUGGUGAUGGAGUUGCUUGACGGAGGACCACUGACAGACGUAGUGACGGAAACUGUAAUGAAGGAGUCACAAAUCGCUGCCGUGUGUCACCAUACUCUGCGAGGCAUCAGUUACCUUCAUCUAAAUGGAGUAAUUCAUCGAGAUAUCAAAUCAGACAACAUUCUUCUUGGGAAAGAUGGUUCUGUCAAGGUAACGGACUUUGGCUUCUGCGCGAACAUUUCUGGAGACGAGAAGCGUCAGACCAUGGUUGGUACGCCCUAUUGGAUGGCCCCUGAGGUUGUGAAUCGUAAACAUUAUGGCAAGAAGGUCGACAUAUGGUCGCUCGGUAUUAUGGCCAUUGAAAUGAUUGAAGGUGAACCACCUUACCUGAAAGAGACACCACUUCGAGCGUUGUAUCUCAUUGCUUGUAAUGGCAAACCUGAAGUCCCUUCAUGGACUAAAUUAACUCCUGAGUUCCAGGACUUCCUCAACCAGUGUCUUGAAGUAGAUGUGGAUAGACGAGCAUCAGCAGAAGAGCUCCUGGCCCACAAGUUCCUCACGAAGGCCGUCAGUACGACUACUCUCAAACCUCUCAUCGAAGCUGCUCAAAAAAUCCUCGGGAAGCGUAUCAGCCAUGCCACAUAGCUCUGUGUAUAUAUUAGUGGUUGUACUAAGCACUAGGACAACAUUCUCAUUCAUUACAUUCAGGUUUAUAAUAGAUUACGUGACAUUCACUUUAAAAAUCCCACGUCCAUGAAUCAAGUCUGUACUUCCUAUUGACAUUCUUAACUUGCUAGGCUUCUAUAAUUCCAAGGUUAUUCAGUUUUGUGCUGUAGAUAAAAAAAAUUCAUUAGGAGGCACUGAAGUCUCAUCUUCACAAGAUACAUAAUUACAAAUUCCGUUACUGUAUUUAAAAGGUGUGGACAAAAAAGUGCAGAAUGAGAUGAAAAUAAUUUUUUGUAUGUAAAUAGGUUGUUUUGGUGGUAUAUAUUCUUUGGUGGUAUAUAUUUCUCAAAUUUUGGGUCAUAUUCUUUCAUCUUUGAUGAGAAUUUUGCAGUUUUUUAUUGUUUUCAAAGAGGGUGCCAUGAUACUGGUAAAAUGUUCUUGAUCUAAGGAACUGGAGCAACCCUCCCCUGUUUACUACCCAUUAAUGACCCCUAUGGAUUUAGCAGUUAUCUGUAAUAAUAAUUCACAGAUACUUAUUGAACCUCUCUGUCUCUCCAAUUAUCUAGUUUUCCUUAUUAACAUUAUAUUCCUUCCUUGUGAUAAUCAGUUCACAUUUGAUAUAGGUGCAGUUCCAUGGGUGAUUGAAUGAGUGAUGGUGAAAGUGAUUCCUCUUUUUUGGAUCACCCUACCUUAGCAAGAGACAGCUGGUGUGUUAAAAAUAAUAAUUAUAUGCUGCCAGUGUGUCUCUGCCUUAUCAGGUCAUCUUAAGUAUCUUGUAUGCCAUAAUUGUAUCUCUGCCCUAUUGAGUCGUCUUAAGUAUCUUGUAUGCCAUAAUCGUAUCUCCCCUGGUUCUCUCUUAUUUAUAAGGAGUUAAAAUUAAAAUUUGAAUAUCGUUUAAAUAUACAUUCCACUUAAUUUUAAAACCUGGAUUUUUAAACCAUUUACAUCUCAUAUUUCUAGCAUUUAUUAACGUGUCUUCCUUCUUUGUGUCGCUUUGCCUUGGUGGGAGAUGAUCGUUGUUUUAAAAAAAAUUGUAGCAUUUAUAGCAAACAUAUUGCUCAAUAUAUAUAAGAUUUUGUUCAGGUGUUUAUCAUAUGUUCUUCAGACAUCUAACUUUUAUUAGUUUUUUUUUUUUUCCUUUCAGUAUUUUCUGAAGUCUGACCUUCACGGGUCAUUUUUUUCUCCUCUUGAAGUAUUUUCUGAAGUCUGACCUUGACCGGUCAUUUUUUUUCUCCUCUUGAAGUAUUUUCUGAAGUCUGACCUUGACCGGUCAUUUUUUUUCUCCUCUUGAAGUAUUUUCUGAAGUCUGACCUUGACCUGUCAUUUUUUUUCUCCUCUUGAAGCAUUUUCUGAAGUCUGACCUUGACCGGUCAUUUUUUUUCUCCUCUUGAUGUAUUUUCUGAAGUCUGACCUUGACCGGUCAUUUUUUUUCUCCUCUUGAAGUAUUUUCUGAAGUCUGACCGUGACCGGUCAUUUUUUUUCUCCUCUUGAAGUAUUUUCUGAAGUCUGACCUUCACGGGUCAUUUUUUUUCUCCUCUUGAAGUAUUUUCUGAAGUCUAACCUUGACCGGUCAUUUUUUUUCUCCUCUUGAAGUAUUUUCUGAAGUCUGACCUUCAUGGAUCAUUCCCCCCAUGAAGUAUUUUUUAAAUUUUGAUUUGGUGGAUAAUUUCCCCUCGUAAAAUGCUGUCUGAAAUUCUUUGAUAGUUUUAUUUCAUGAAGUAUUUUCUGGACUUUUACAUUAGAUUUUUAUCAUCAUGAACUAUUUUUUGAAGUUUAAAUUUGACAUUUAAUGUUACCUCAUGAAAUAUUUUCUGAAAGUCCACUUACGGUAGAUAAUUUUUUCGUAUUAUCCACCGAUUCAGGUCAGAUCUUAGAAUUUUCUUGUGUAUAAAUAUAAUUUUGAAAAGACCAAGCAGGCAGUACAAAGCUGUGACUGGAGAUUAUAACUGAAAUUUAACGAUGAAUUUAUUGAGAAUUUUGCUAAUUGCAUCGGGAAUUUUACUAAUUGUAUCGAGAAUUUUUCUAAUUGCGUUGAGAAUUUUACUAAUUUCAUUGAGAAAUUUAAUUUUUCACUCUGAUUAAAAUGUAUUGCUUAUUUUAGGUGUUCAAAAUUAUUUUGGGAUCCGAAGUAUUGUUUAUCAUCUGUAAGUCGAUUUUUUUUUAUCCAAAAAACAAGGCCAGUGUUGUAUUACUUUAAUUUACAAUCAAGGUGUAUAAAUUUUUCUUCGCAAAUUUAAAGGUCAGGAUUGGACCCUUAUUUCUCGUGAUAGGUGUAAAUUAUCUGUUGUCUAUCAAGCUAUCCCUUUCAGUUGGGCUCCUUGAUACUAGUGAAAAGCCUUUGAUGCAAGGAAUUGGAGUGAGGCUUGGUCAUGGACCGGGCCACGGGGGAUAUUGAUUCCUGGAACACCCUCCACAUUUCCCAGGUGUUAUAUGAUCUCUGCCGGUUGAACACUUCCCAUGAAUAAUAAUAGUCAUAAUAAUAAUCAUAAUAAUAAUACAGUGGACCCCCGGUUUACGAUAUUUUUUCAUUCCAGAAGUAUGUUCAGGUGCCAGUACUGACCGAAUUUGUUCCCUUAAGGAAUAUUGUGAAGUAGAUUAGUCCAUUUCAGACCCCCAAACAUACACGUACAAACGCACUUACAUAAAUACACUUACAUAAUUGGUCGCAUUGGGAGGUGAUCGUUAAGCAGGGGUCCACUGUAAUAGUAAUAUUUGUGAAUGGAUUCAGGGAAACUGGUUAACUGGACUCGAGUCCUGGAGGUGGGAAGUACAGUGUCUAUACUCUCAAGGAGAGGUGGUAAUAUGUUACAGUUUUACUUAACUGUAGUGUCAGUAUGCCUCUGACAGGACAGUGAUGGAGUGAGUGAUGGUGAAAGUGUUUCUUCUUUUUUAGGGUCACUCUGCCUCAGCGGAAAACGACCAUUGUGAUCAGUUAUGUCCAUCAUGGUGGACUUAAAAAAAAAUUACAGUAUUGAUUUCAGUAAGUUUUCCUAUUAUUGAAGUUAGUCGAAGUCAAAGAUUAAUUUCCACAUGAUACCCUCUUCAAGGGGGGCUCCUUGGCGUGGUGAAGAGGCUCUUGGUCUGAGGAAUUAGACCUAUCGGUCUUCUUCCUCAGACCGAACCUAAUUACCCCCCAAUCUCCCCUCCCCUAUCCCAUCCUCCCCAUCCUCCCCUUUUUCCUUUCCUCCUCCUCCUCCCCACUCCUCCCUUUUGCCCUUCCUCUUUUUGUCCUUUGGGAUUUCUCCCACAGGCGCGCUAGUUCCUAGGUAGGGGAAAGGACACCGGGGUCCAUCCCAUUCCGUGAGGUUUCUUGGCGGUGGCGUAGUUUGCCGUGGAAUCUGGAUUGCCUAGGGAUGUCCCGAUCCCUCUCCGGUAUCCCGGAGUAGCUUUGGGUGUCUUUUGGGCGACGGGU